UGGAAUAGUAAAAUUCCCUUUUGCCUUUUCGGUGUUAGAACUUAAAACCCGAGAAGUUUGUAGAUAAAACGACCUCUACGCCGCUUCGACAAACACACAAUAGUAAAACCUUGGAUAAAAAAUGGCAUCGCCGGCGCGUGGGGAAGUGCUUACUCUAUUCCGGUCAUUCCUACGAACGGCGCGUCAGUUCCCCGAUUACAACAUAAGGGAAUACACUAAGCGCAGAACAAUCGAUGGGUUUCGCCACAACAAAGACCUAACGGAUCCUUCUAAGGUUACUGCUGCUUUUUCCGAUGGUAGGACACAGCUCGAGAUUGCAAAGAGACAGGCUGUAGUUUACUCUCUCUACGCGCCUAAAGUGAAGAGCGUUAUGGAAUUGAAGCAGUAAUAUGUACUGGAAUUUUUUGUCAUUUUUAAUCCCCCUUUUUUUGAUUGUUAAAACAAUACAAUAAUUCUGUGAGCUAUUGGAUUAUGAAUGGUGUUUUGUAGAAAGCCCCAGGGUUUUGGUUUCUUUUGUAUCAUCAGAUAUCAAUGUUACUGCCGUGUAUUAUUGAUGUCAUAGUCCUCUUCGG
Molecule: messenger RNA, 572 nt
Organism: Lycium ferocissimum
Lineage: Eukaryota; Viridiplantae; Streptophyta; Magnoliopsida; Solanales; Solanaceae
Exons: 1
Coding region: 122-388 (88 amino acids)
Biological process (GO): iron-sulfur cluster assembly
Source: RefSeq, a predicted model, not a curated record